CAGGUUCACAAAGCAUUGAAGGCGUCCAAGAAGGCAGAAAGUCGUGCAGUCAGUUUAGCCUACUUAUCUGCCUAUGUAAUUAGUAGCUAGGUGUUUUCAAUAUGCGCAUCUCUUUUCUGAGCCCCGCUGCAUAGCCACCCACAGGGGACAAUUGUGCCAGAACAUUUUCCAGUUGUAGCAAAACCACUUCUUCAGAUGGGAAUAUAUAUCUAAUCAAUAAAGCUACUUCUGGCUCAGCUGACUUACUUGAGUGUGUGAGAGGGUGAGCAAAUCACCAAGAUUCCCGCUCCCCUCGCUAUGGGUUUUUGAAUAUGGCUCUUCAACAGAUAUCGGCAUCGAUCCUCUCCGCAAAGCAAGAAACCGCUGUUGGGCUCGCCUCACUCCAUUUCGACUUCUCACUUGUUAAAGUCGAACCUCCAAAGGAGUUCCUACGACUCGGAAAGGAAAUUAGCACUGCAAGGCGACUCUCAGCCGAAGAAGGGCAGCCUCAUUCGACAGCUAGGAAACUGGGGGCGCUUUUUCAGAAUUGGCUUCCCAAAACUCCUCAUCUCAUUCGGGCAUACGGGAUUCGGGCCUCAGAGAUAGCCGCAACGCCGGAGGUGAACCCAAAAGGCUCCCGAUCAGAUGGAAUCUUCGCCGACCAUGUUGGGAUUGACGGCACCAGCGUCUGGGCAGCCGCCACUUCUGGACCAGAUGCAAUUGCUGUCCACUUGUUAGCAUGUCUGCUUGCGAGGAUCUGGACGAGAUCCGAGGCCACAGCAAUAUGGGCGGAACUGGUAGCCGACCGACGCAAUCAACUCUCAACAGUUGAUGAGACCGAUCCCCUUUGCCAUCUUUCUCGAGAUCUCUCCCGAAUUGCUAUUACCAGAGAUCAAUUGAAGGAGUGGGAUGAUAGCGCCCGAUCAUGGAUUCAAGCUGCAGACGAAGCAAUGAGAGUCAAGCAGACCCAGUUGAUGUUAAUUGUCAAUAACGUUUCUCUGCCAGUCAACAAUCACCCGAAAUUAUACCAAAAUGUUCUCCAGGCCUGGAAGUCUGCUAUGAUUGCUGCCGACAACCUAAUUCAGGGGAUGCCACAGUCAGUGGAAAACGCAUCAGUACUCCUCGGUCUAUGUUCAUGGCAUAUUUACCCGGAUAUGCUAGUUCUACACGAGUCGCCCGUCCCAGUGAGGCAGAAUGACCCAGUGGUACAGGAUGGGGCAAUCCUAACUAUUGGUCUGCAAAUUCAGCGCCCGAGUGGUGAAGGCGUCUAUUGGUCCUUGCCCCUAGGACACCUUCGAUACUAUGGUGCGCCAGUCGAAUCUGGGGCCAGCCUUGGUGUUCAAGGAAAUCGAGUUUCAGUAACUCAACUCAACCAAGUAGCUUUCGGAAGUCUCGCCAGUACUUGGGGUUUUGACCGGACUAAAUUGGCUGUCUUCACAAUUCGACUCUUCGAGAGCAUUGAGGUUAAUAGCAGAGAUGAUUAUGAUGCUGAUUGGUUGAAACUAUUUGCCAACUCUCUACGUGUCCUACUGGACGGAGACUCAGUAUCGAAGAAGCACUGCGAACAGCUGAUGCGCUUGGGCGCCCAGCGCUGUGGUACUUUCUUACAACCAAAGGCCGCGUAUGAACUCCAGCCGGUGUAUAGCUUAACAAAUAUCAAGACGUUUCUCAGCAUGCUGUCCAUAGAGCACUCAGUAUAUUACCUGCGCAAAUUUAUCCAUGGCAUAGCGAGAGGACACCAAAGGACGUACAUUAUCCGUUGCCAGAACAACGAAGUCGUCGAAUUCGCUACAGCCUUCCCAAUACCGUCGGUGGAGGAAGACCCCUCGGCGAUUAGGCAUGCUCGCUGGCUAGACCUAUACCCUGAUGAUCCCCGCUGCAUAGAAAUCAAAAGCUGGGGAGAGGAUCCAUAUGAUUUCCAUGCCAACGACAUACAAAUCGUCACAGACACUAAGAGGUCAAAGACUAAGCGAUUCUACUGGGUCAGCCCUCCGGAUGCCCUUUCUGAACAUUCUUAUUUUAUACCUGAUGGUGAUGGGAAGCCUCAAAAGGCGGUCAAAUUUUCUUUCGUCCUUGGGGAACUGGAUAGGGUUAGUCUGUGGGUGUCCGAUACAUCAGCAACAAAGCCUGACGCCCAAAUAGACGGCUCUGUUCUCCUUGACGUCCUGACUGAAGCAGUGGCGUCACGGCAUUUGCAUCAGAAUAAACUCUUUGACCACCUGUCAGCUUGGCCGAAGAAUCUCACGAAUCUAUACACCUCUUUGCGUGCUCUAGCGACUGUCAAUCAGGUCUACUCUUCCAUUCCCGAUGCCACAAUUUCCUUGGAGGUUACGUCCACUCCGCUGUACAAGAUGAGCUGGGUUCCCAUUGAGAGUAAAUCAAGAGCAUCCGCUUCUUUUGAGUACCAGUUAGAUCGAAGCCACACAUUCUCGUGCAUUGCUUUAUUUGAGUCUGGGGGCUUUUUAGUAGACCCUGGGUCUUUGACGAGGGUGAUGGCCAUGGCUUCUAAUGCAUCAAUCUAUAUAUCAGCUCCCUUGCUAAGCGACCCUGGAGAAUGCACUUCUGAUUCCGAGAUUCGCCGCAUUCGAGGUAGCAUAGGCAAGCCCGGGAUUGCUAUGCUGAUACCCGCUGAAAACCCCCAGAUUCCAGAUUUUGAUAAGUCCUCUUGGCACCUCGCGAGCCACAACCCAUAUGAUGGGGGCGAAGAAGAUUCGUUCCAGGCCACUACGUUGCACCUAUUAUUCACUGAUUAUGUGUUGCCCAUAGACACAGGCAAGCACGGUAUCCGAGAUUUCGAGAUUUAUUUCCAGGAAUCCGUGAUCUCGGUGCACGAUCAUGGUCGCUGGGUUGCUGACCUCGAUAUUCUGACCCAGCUCAAUCGAGAUGACAUCUACAGUAUCAGCUCGAAGUGUACUCAUACCCAACCCCAGGAUGUUUCCACUCUGCUUCCAAACCCUCGCAUUACGACUGUGGACAAUUUUACGGAGCUACUGGAUGCCCCCGAGUACGUAGGUGUUGUUCGCUCUUCCAGAAAUUGGAUCGGCAGGCUUGCUACAACUGCUCUGUCCAUACAAGCAGGUCACCCAACGAUCGUCUUGCCCGGGGCAUUCUGUUGGGAAUGCGUACAGCGAGUCUGGCUCUCGCAACAGGUUUAUUAUCGACCACGGCCUAAAUCAGGUCGACAGAGGGGUGACAGUCCUUCGGAACAGGUACAAAAAGCUAAGGGGCUCAAGAGAAGCUACGAUUGUGUUUCUAGCUCCGAUAACGAAGGGAUUGACUUGAGGUUUGAUGCAAGCGAGACCGAUAAUUCGAGCGAAUCUGACUCUGAUGCAAUAAUUCUGCCAAAUGAGUAUGUCGCCUCGACGGCCCAUGGGUCUAUAUCCGGUAAACCCCACCGGAAGAAAAGGUCAUGGGUGGACAAGAAGCUUGGGGAGAAGCUGGCAGAUAUGUCUGGGCUCAUCAUCGUAGUAUAAUUAAUAUUUCGUUAAGUUGAGAUUUUGUAUACGAAUGUUGAAGUGUUAGUAUAGAAGCCUCUAAGACUGAAGCUUAUAACAUCCGAAACUGGAGUCCCCUAUGCCAUGUUUGCCCCAUAGGGCAGAAAGGUUCACAUAAACCUCUCCGGGCUCUCCCUACAAUAUUUAAACUGAAUCAUCGAUUGAAGUCAUUCCCACAGCAUAUAAGCAAAAACCCUGCCUCACGACCACCCCCCCUGCCUACUAAUUACCCAACUUCUAAAGCGAUUUUCUUAACGAAUACGUUGUUCGCGAUACUUUUUUUAGUAUUUUUAAUUAGAU
This is a messenger RNA of Xylaria bambusicola, 3773 nucleotides long. RefSeq lists its product as uncharacterized. Bases 312 to 3452 code for a protein of 1046 amino acids. The record is from RefSeq and is a predicted model, not a curated record. Lineage: Eukaryota; Fungi; Ascomycota; Sordariomycetes; Xylariales; Xylariaceae. The transcript has a single exon.